CAAUUGAAAUGAACAACAAGAAAAAUACAACAAUUAAUCAAAGUUUUAGCAUGUAGAAUCUUCUAAUUACUGUUGGACAAAAUCACCCGAUUUAUGCACGGCAGUUGCAGGCGUGCAAAAAAGAGCAAUAGACAAUGAUUGUUCGGCAAUUUGUAACUGGCAGUAAUGCUGUGGAAGAAAUUUACAUUGUGCAGUCGGAUUGUUCGAGUUUUGUAAACGAAACGACCGAUAACGGGAGUGCAACUUGUAAUGAUACACAUGAUACUGCUGAACAGGGCGUUGCUUCACGCAUCGAGAAUACAAUCAUCGGUAACAGGAAAACAGAACCGACCGACACUAAACCACGUCAAGAAUAUUUCACCAUAGAUGCAAGAGCUUCAGACAUUCACCCGGUGUCAAUUGUAAAAUUAAGCAAUAAUAGACAACACGCAGCAUCUGCCCAAUCUCAGUCCGGACCUGAUAAUCACAUUUGCCAGCUGUGUUUUGUGACAUUUAAAACAAGCGUUAUGUUAAAACAACAUCUAGAAUUGAAUCAUCAUCACAUGUUGCCAUUCAAGUGCAAAUCAUGUGCUUCUAGCGAAAUAAGAAGCGUUUUACAGCUGAACAAUCAUUUUUCCCAGCAUGAUCGUAACAAAAUGCACAAAUGUAGUUAUUGCGAAGCUAGAUUUGAUAGUGCAAUGCGUCGUUCAGCACACCAACGUAGAUUCCAUCAAAAUACAGUGCGUAAUGGAAGCAGUGUAGGGAGAUACACCUGUCGAUAUUGUGGGAAACGGUUUGUAGCAAAAUGGAACUUUGGCCGACACGAGCGCAACCACGAGAAAAUGCUGACUCUGUCCGGAGAGGUGGAUAUUUUCGACUUUUUGUAUCAUUGUUAUUUGUGCCGAAAGCAGUUCACUUCCAAGCAAACUCUUUACGAGCACCUGCAUGUACAUGUUGAUCGAUUACCUUAUCGGUGUGAUCGAUGCGUAACUUCGAACGUGACCAUUUUUUCCGUGCGCUUGUUGAACAAGCAUGUUGCCUUGCAUUUAGAGAAGAAACCCGUUAAAUGUAUGUAUUGUGCCGAGACCUUUAUUUCAAUUAAGGAAUGUGAAACACACGAAAGACAUAACCAUGGAGGUUCAUCAGGUGACGGGCACAAUUUAGAUAAAAACGAUAAAGAAAAUGAAACUUCGAAAGGAUGUGAGAGGUCGAUAAACGAUAAUCACACCAAUGAAAUAUUGCGCUACGAGUGUUCCUUCUGUAAUAAGUCAUAUUCACUUUUGAGCACUUUACGUAGACAUGAAAACAUUCAUACCGAAAAUAGACAGUUCCUAUGUAAAAUUUGUGGCAAAAUGUUCAAAAAAAAGUCCUGUCUCUCACAGCACGAACGUUCCCAUUUGGACAAUAUUCCGUACAAAUGUGGUGACUGCGGUAAAGGUUUCAAAGAAACAAUUCAUUUGAUUGUACAUAGACGUAUACACACAGGCGAAAAACCUUUCCAGUGUGACCAUUGCAUGAAGCAGUUUCGUUUAAAAUCGCUUCUUAAAGAACAUACCGUAAAGUGCGCCAUCAAACAGAUUCCUCCUGCUCAGGAUGCUAGAUGUGAACAUUGUCUACGUGUGUUUCCUAGCGAACAUUUGCUCACAAAACAUGUCUUGGAAUUGCAUUCGCAGUACAUGUUUACAGACAGCAAAUGUAGUUAUUGUGAUAAGAAACUAAAAUCUGAUAAGGCCUUAUUGGAACACGAAACCCAACAUGGACAACCUGGCGUAAUUGAGUGUAAGGAAUGCGGAAGAAUCUUUAAACAGCGGUCUAACCUGAGGCGUCAUCAACGACUUCACACCAUGAAUGUUAUACCGUACAAAUGCGAUAUGUGCGGGAAAUCAUUUUCACAGCAAAGCACGAUGACGGUCCACAGACGGAUGCAUACAGGAGAGAAACCAUAUAAGUGUGAAAUUUGUGGAAAAUGUUUUCAAUACAGUUCUACCAAGAACCGUCAUAAGCGGUUACAUUACAAGAAGGGUAGCAAAUUGUUUGUAUCGUUUCCAAAUCCUAGCGAUGCAGCAAAUGGGGAAAUAAAUGUUUCCUAUCGCAACAUUUGAAAAAAUCGAAUUAAACAUUAUGAGACAUUCGAUCGCGAAAGACUGUAAAAGUGGAUACAAUAGUAAAUUGAGAUGUAAAAUUAUACUGAAGCGAAUAAAACAG
Molecule: messenger RNA, 2184 nt
Organism: Anopheles moucheti
Lineage: Eukaryota; Metazoa; Arthropoda; Insecta; Diptera; Culicidae
Product: zinc finger protein 135-like
Exons: 3
Coding region: 135-2081 (648 amino acids)
Source: RefSeq, a predicted model, not a curated record